Bactrocera tryoni is the source of this 764-nucleotide messenger RNA. RefSeq lists its product as uncharacterized. NCBI's taxonomy places the organism in Eukaryota, Metazoa, Arthropoda, Insecta, Diptera, Tephritidae. The record is from RefSeq and is a predicted model, not a curated record. Bases 22 to 732 code for a protein of 236 amino acids. The transcript has 6 exons.
GUAACAUAUUCGAGACGCAAGAUGAAGGUGAGAUUCCAAUCGUUGAGAGGAUUGAGCGGCGCCAAUAUUCAGUGGGAAUAUCAAGAACGCAACAAAACUCAGAAUAUUCAGGAAAGGCUGGAAAAAUUGGAGGAAAAUGUAUUUAUAACUUUGCAGAACCAAAAAACGCUUAGUGAAGGCCAAUCGUCACUGGUUCACAACCAAACUGCAAUAUUUGAAAAACUGAAUGAGAUGGAGUCGAAAAUUGUCGAAAAGGCUGAGGUUUUGGCGCAAAAUAAGUCAAUCAGAGAAUGCAAAGUUAUCUUAAAACGAGUGGAGCAGUCAGUGUGCCGCAUGACCGGCGAAGUGAUUGACAAAGAGCUGGACGACGUCGCUAGCACUUUUCCGAUGGAGUCGCAAGCAACAGUUGCGGAAGUGGAAGAUAGACCUCAAAGCGAAGACUAUGCCCAAACAAUGACUGCAUUCCUCCACAAACUUAAAGGCGCCAGUGAUAAUGUGGCUGACGUAAUACCUAAGGUUUUCUCAGAUGAGCUCAUGGAAGGUUAUAAUUGGGAUGGCAGGUGGAGCAAGAAAUCCCUAUGCAAGUUGGCGCUGGUUGAUACCAUUUUAAGAAAUGUGUUUCAACAACAAGGGUGUAGGAGUUUCGAGCAAAAUAUAAAGCGGUCAAUACUGCUCAGCCAUCACAGGUUAAAGCAGCGUAGUUAUUUAAAAAAAAAAGGAAACAAUAAUUAGGUACAUUUAAAAACUAAACAAAUUAAAACCAA